AUGGGGGACAUGGCCAACAGCUCCGUGGAGUUCUACCCCAAGUCCCAGCAGCAGCGAGAUGCCCCCCACGCUGGAGGCUUUGGGUGCACCCUGGCCGAGCUGCGCUCCCUUAUGGAGGUGCGCGGGGCUGAGGCCCUGCAGAAGAUCCAGGAAGACUAUGGGGAUGUCGGGGGGCUGUGCAGAAGGCUGAAGACCUCCCCUACUGAGGGCCUCGCAGACAAUGUCAGUGACCUGGAGAAGCGCAGGCAGAUCUACGGGCAGAACUUCAUCCCGCCCAAGCAGCCCAAGACUUUCCUCCAGCUGGUGUGGGAGGCCCUGCAGGACGUGACCCUCAUCAUCCUGGAAGUGGCCGCCAUCGUCUCCCUGGGCCUCUCCUUCUAUGCGCCCCCCGGAGAGGAGAGUGAGGCCUGUGGGAACGUGGCGGCCGGGGCGGAAGAUGAGGGUGAGGCCGAGGCCGGCUGGAUCGAAGGGGCUGCCAUCUUGCUGUCAGUCAUCUGCGUGGUGCUGGUCACAGCCUUCAACGACUGGAGCAAAGAGAAGCAGUUCCGGGGGCUGCAGAGCCGCAUCGAGCAGGAGCAGAAGUUCACGGUCAUCCGGAAUGGGCAGCUCCUGCAGGUGCCGGUGGCAGCUCUGGUGGUCGGGGACAUCGCCCAAGUCAAGUACGGGGACCUGCUGCCUGCCGAUGGUGUGCUCAUCCAGGGUAAUGACCUCAAGAUUGACGAGAGCUCGCUGACCGGGGAGUCGGACCAUGUGCGCAAGUCGGCCGACAAAGACCCCAUGCUUCUCUCAGGCACUCAUGUCAUGGAAGGUUCUGGAAGGAUGGUGGUGACGGCUGUGGGGGUGAACUCGCAGACAGGCAUCAUCUUUACCUUGCUUGGAGCUGGUGGAGAGGAGGAGAAGAAAGAUAAGAAAGAGCGCCAGGCCAAAAGCAAGCAGCAGGACGGGGCGAUGGACGGCAGCCAGACCAAAGCUAAGAAGCAGGACGGGGCUGUUGCCAUGGAGAUGCAGCCCCUGAAGAGCGCAGAGGGUGGGGAGGUGGAGGAGCGGGAGAAGAAGAAAGCCAGCGUGCCCAAGAAGGAGAAGUCUGUCCUUCAGGGGAAGCUGACCAAGCUGGCUGUACAGAUCGGAAAAGCAGGGCUGGUGAUGUCCGCCAUCACUGUGAUCAUCUUAGUGCUCUACUUCGUCAUCGAGACCUUCGUCCUCCAGGGCAGAGUGUGGCUGGCCGAGUGCACACCUGUCUAUGUGCAGUACUUUGUCAAAUUCUUCAUCAUCGGGGUCACUGUGCUGGUUGUGGCAGUCCCAGAGGGCCUGCCUCUUGCUGUCACCAUCUCCUUGGCUUACUCUGUCAAGAAAAUGAUGAAGGACAACAACCUGGUACGCCACCUGGACGCCUGCGAGACCAUGGGCAACGCCACAGCUAUCUGCUCUGACAAGACGGGCACACUGACCACCAAUCGCAUGACGGUGGUCCAGUCCUACCUGGGGGACACCCACUACAAGGAGAUCCCGGCUGCAAGUGCCCUCACCCCCAAGACCCUCGACCUCCUGGUCCACGCCAUUUCCAUCAACAGUGCCUACACCACCAAAAUACUACCUCCAGAGAAGGAAGGUGCCCUCCCACGUCAAGUGGGUAAUAAAACAGAGUGUGCACUGCUGGGUUUCGUGCUGGACCUCAAGCGGGACUUCCAGCCAGUGCGGGAGCAGAUCCCAGAGGACAAGCUUUACAAGGUCUACACCUUCAACUCAGUCCGCAAGUCCAUGAGCACGGUCAUCCAGAUGCCUGACGGGGGCUUCCGCCUCUUCAGCAAGGGGGCCUCAGAGAUCCUCCUGAAAAAGUGCUCCACCAUCUUGAACAGCAGCGGGGAGCUCCGCACUUUCCGCCCCCGGGACCGGGAUGAGAUGGUGAAGAGGGUCAUUGAGCCUAUGGCCUGUGAUGGUCUCCGCACCAUCUGCAUCGCCUACCGGGACUUCUCGGCAGUCCAGGAACCUGAGUGGGACAACGAAAAUGAGGUGGUGGCUGACCUCACCUGCAUCGCCGUGGUGGGCAUUGAGGACCCCGUGCGCCCCGAGGUCCCUGAAGCCAUCCGCAAGUGCCAGCGAGCUGGCAUCACUGUCCGCAUGGUGACAGGGGACAACAUCAACACAGCCAGGGCCAUCGCAGUCAAGUGUGGCAUUCUGCAACCUGGGGAGGACUUCCUGUGCCUGGAGGGGAAGGAGUUCAACCGGCGAAUCCGCAACGAGAAAGGCGAGAUUGACCAUGAGCGGCUGGAGAAGGUAUGGCCCAAGCUGAGGGUUCUUGCCCGCUCUUCUCCGACCGACAAACACACCCUCGUGAAAGGGAUCAUCGACAGCACAACUGGGGAGCAGAGGCAGGUGGUGGCCGUGACCGGAGACGGCACCAAUGAUGGCCCGGCCCUGAAGAAGGCGGACGUGGGCUUUGCGAUGGGCAUUGCAGGGACAGACGUGGCUAAGGAGGCCUCGGACAUCAUCCUGACCGAUGACAACUUCACCAGCAUUGUGAAGGCUGUCAUGUGGGGCCGCAACGUCUACGACAGCAUCUCCAAGUUCCUGCAGUUCCAGCUGACCGUCAAUGUGGUGGCUGUGAUCGUGGCCUUCACGGGGGCGUGCAUCACUCAGGACUCUCCCCUCAAAGCCGUGCAGAUGUUGUGGGUAAACUUGAUCAUGGACACCUUCGCCUCUCUGGCCCUGGCGACAGAGCCGCCCACCGAGGCCCUGCUCCUGCGGAAGCCGUACGGCCGGGACAAGCCCCUCAUCUCCCGCACCAUGAUGAAGAACAUUCUGGGCCACGCAGUCUACCAGCUGACUAUCAUCUUCACCCUGCUCUUUGUGGGGGAGGUCUUGUUUGACAUCGAUAGCGGGAGGAACGCACCCCUGCACUCGCCACCCUCGGAGCACUAUACCAUCAUCUUCAACACCUUCGUCAUGAUGCAGCUCUUCAAUGAGAUCAACGCCCGCAAGAUCCAUGGUGAGAGGAAUGUCUUCGAAGGCAUCUUCAGCAACCCCAUCUUCUGCUCCAUCGUCUUGGGCACCUUUGGCAUCCAGAUUGUCAUCGUCCAGUUCGGUGGAAAACCCUUCAGCUGCUCCCCGCUCUCGGCAGAACAAUGGCUCUGGUGCCUGUUUGUUGGUUUUGGGGAGCUGGUCUGGGGACAGGUCAUCGCCACCAUCCCCACCAGUCGGCUCACGUGCCUAAAGGAGGCUGGCCACGGGCCUGGGAAGGACGAGGUGACGGACGAGGAGCUGGCCGAGGGGGAGGAGGAGAUCGAUCAUGCCGAGCGAGAGCUCCGCAGGGGCCAGAUCCUCUGGUUCCGAGGCCUCAACCGGAUCCAGACACAGAUCCGGGUGGUGAAGGCCUUCCGUAGCUCACUCUACGAAGGCCUGGAGAAGCCGGACUCCAAGACUUCCAUCCACAACUUCAUGACCACGCCCGAGUUCUUAAUCAACGACUACACCCACAACAUCCCGCUCAUCGACGACACAGACGUGGAUGAGAACGAGGAGCGCCUGCGUGCGCCCCCGCCCCCAUCCCCCAACAAGAACAACAACGCCAUAGACAGCGGCAUCUACCUGGCCACGUCUGCCAGCAAGUCAGCUACCUCUUCCAGGCCCGGCAGCCCCCUGCACAGUGUGGAGACGUCAAUGUAG
Messenger RNA from Elephantulus edwardii (Cape elephant shrew), 3663 nucleotides. RefSeq names its product ATPase, Ca++ transporting, plasma membrane 3 (gene ATP2B3). Gene Ontology annotation, biological process: regulation of cytosolic calcium ion concentration; calcium ion transmembrane transport. NCBI's taxonomy places the organism in Eukaryota, Metazoa, Chordata, Mammalia, Macroscelidea, Macroscelididae. The transcript has 21 exons. The record is from RefSeq and is a predicted model, not a curated record. Gene Ontology annotation, cellular component: intracellular membrane-bounded organelle; membrane. Bases 1 to 3663 code for a protein of 1220 amino acids. Gene Ontology annotation, molecular function: ATP hydrolysis activity; ATP binding; P-type calcium transporter activity.